GGGGACUGUCGCGGCUGUACCUCCGCCUGUCGCAGGCUCCCGACUCUCCGCCGCCGGCUCGCGGCAACCGCUGUCCCCUCGUCCUUGCGCUCCCCGGCCUCGCCGGCGGUGACGAAGACGCACUCCAGGCUUGGGCGGCUCCUUUUGCGGACAGACACUCGCCGGCGGACGCGGGAUCCCCCUUCCUCCAUGGCAGCGGCGUCCGCGGCGACCCGGCCCUAAACUCCAGUGCGACAGGGAGUGGGAGCCAGCGCGGAGGUGGCGACGGGGGAAAGCGGCACUCGCGUCCCCCUGCACCUCGGGAAAAGGCCCCGCGUCGAUCCCCACAGCGCUCGGGCCGGACGCAGACACGCAUGCGCAGGUGUCCGCGGUCUCCCAGGCCAACCAUCGCUGUCACGUGACUUGGGCGCCGCGAGAGCGCGAACCCAACCGGCCCGCGCGCUGCAAUCCGCGCCUGCUCUUCGGUUUUGGGUGUCCGCAGCGUUCGCCCGCGGAACCUUCGAAAGCGGCACUCGCGCCGACGGGGGAGGAGCGCCGGAAGGGACCGGCCGGAACCCUUGUGAACAACAGGAAGAGGCGGGGCGAGGGAUCAUGGCCGCUGUGGUCGCUGUUUGCGGCGGUCCAGGGAGGGGAAGGUUGACGCGCUUGCUAACGGCUGCUGUCUGUUUCACACAUCCGGGCACUCACGCAGUGCUGUGGAGCAGAGGUUGUUCACAGUAUGAACAGGUGACCAGCAACGAGGACAUGCCUGUUCCAAUGGAAAAUCCUUAUAAGGAGCCUCUUAAGAAAUGUAUCUUGUGUGGAAAACGUGUAGAUUAUAAGAAUGUACAGCUUUUGUCCCAGUUUAUUUCUCCGUUUACUGGAUGCAUUUAUGGAAGGCACAUAACAGGUCUUUGUGGAAAGAAACAGAAAGAAAUCACAAAAGCGAUUAAGAGAGCUCAAAUACUGGGGUUUAUGCCAGUUACAUACAAGGAUCCUGCAUUUCUCAAAGACCCCAAAGUUUGCAACAUCAAAUAUCGGGAAUAAAUUACAUAAUGUUGCCACCAAUAAACUUAUUUUGCAGUAAGUGGUUCAUGAUGCCAA
Messenger RNA from Lemur catta (Ring-tailed lemur), 1083 nucleotides. It is a transcript of the gene MRPS18C, whose product is annotated as mitochondrial ribosomal protein S18C. Gene Ontology annotation, biological process: mitochondrial translation. The coding region runs from base 592 to 1026 and encodes 144 amino acids. Lineage: Eukaryota; Metazoa; Chordata; Mammalia; Primates; Lemuridae. The record is from RefSeq and is a predicted model, not a curated record. The transcript is spliced from 6 exons. Gene Ontology annotation, molecular function: small ribosomal subunit rRNA binding; structural constituent of ribosome. Gene Ontology annotation, cellular component: mitochondrial small ribosomal subunit; ribosome.